Colletotrichum truncatum is the source of this 3213-nucleotide messenger RNA. Its product is annotated as sodium p-type. The record is from RefSeq and is a predicted model, not a curated record. Gene Ontology annotation, molecular function: P-type sodium transporter activity; ATP hydrolysis activity; ATP binding. Gene Ontology annotation, biological process: potassium ion transport; monoatomic ion transmembrane transport; sodium ion transport. NCBI's taxonomy places the organism in Eukaryota, Fungi, Ascomycota, Sordariomycetes, Glomerellales, Glomerellaceae. Gene Ontology annotation, cellular component: plasma membrane.
AUGGCGGCUGUCAAGGAAAAGGGAUCUGGCUCCUUCCGUAACCAGUCUGAUGAGUUCUUUGACGAGCACAUCUCGGGGCAGUCCAACAAGCCGCUUUCCCGACCCCCCCAUGUCUUGGAGUUUGGCCAAGUUAUUGAGGAACUUGGAGUUGAUACGACCCAGGGACUUACAUCUGAAGACGCGGCCCGUCGUCUUGUAGAGCUGGGCCGCAAUGAAUUCCAACAGAAGAAAGGUGUUCAACCUUUAAAAAUAUUCCUGGGUCAAAUUUUCAAUGCCGUGACAUUGGUUCUCCUACUUGCUUUGGGUGCUAGUUUCGGUAUUCAAGCUUGGAUUGAAGGUGGUAUCCUAGCUGGCAUCAUUACUCUCAACAUUAUCAUUGGCUUUGUUCAGACCUUAAAAGCCGAGAAAACGAUCAACUCACUUAAAAAUCUUGGAUCCCCGACUUGCAAAGUUUUCCGAAACAGCAAGACCAUUGAAGUCCAAACAGCAGAAGUCGUUCCCGGAGACGUUAUAAAUCUGAGCACCGGCGACUCUGUGCCCGCUGACAUUCGUCUUAUCGAGGCCGUCAACCUGGAAGCCGAUGAAGCCCUCCUUACCGGAGAGUCUGCGCCUGUCUCCAAGGUGCCGAACUUGACUUUUGAUGAUGAUACCGGCCCUGCUGACCGCCUAAAUGUCGUUUACAGCUCAACGGUUAUCACCAAGGGCCGCGGCCGCGGUGUUGUCUUCGCCACCGGUAUGCACACUGAAAUUGGCCUCAUUGCUGGUGCCCUCAACGGAGGGUCCAGAAAAAACGCAAUGACAUGUGUCAAACGCAGAGAAGAUGGCAGCACUCCAAUGUCUGCGUACAUGAAUGCUGGCUGGAUUAUGACUCGAAAUUGGGUCGGCGAGUUCCUGGGCUUGAACGUCGGCACCCCUUUGCAGAGGAAGCUUUCGCAGUUGUUUUUGUGGCUUUUCCUGUCAGCCAUCAUCUGUGCUAUCGUCGUCAUGGGCGCCAACAAGUUCAACCCACGGAAAGAUGUGAUCAUUUACGCUGUUACGACUUCUAUCGGAACAAUUCCAGUGUCGCUUCUGUUGGUGUUGACGCUCACCAUGGCUGCUGGUACUAAGAAGAUGGUGGAGCGCCACGUAAUUGUUCGCAAUCUUUCCAGCCUGGAAGCUCUCGGUGGAGUGACUAACAUCUGCUCUGACAAGACCGGCACGAUUACCCAAGGAAGCAUGGUCGUCCGAAAGGCCUGGCUGCCAGGAACCGGCACAUACUCUAUCCAAACAACCGAGGAUGUCAACAACCCAUCUGCCGGGACAGUUCAGUUUACCGAAGGCCAACCGAAGGAUACCAGUACGGAAAAAGAGAAGAAGCGCGACGAAUUCACUGAUGCUAUCGAGCCACACCACGAGCCACCCGGCAAGCCUGCACUGGAGUGGUUCCUCAACAUUGCGUCGCUGGCGAACUUGGCUACCUUAAAGCAGAGUGAUGACAGUUCGGCAAACCCCAGCGAAUGGAAGGCCACUGGUGCGCCGACGGAGAUCGCCAUCGAAGUCUUUGCUUCCCGCUUUGGAUGGAACAGAUUUCAGCUGACCCAAGGCCCUCAAGCUCUCUGGAAGGGAAUCGCAGAGUUCCCCUUUGAUUCAGAAGUCAAGAAAAUGUCUGUAAUCUUCCAAAACCUCAGCUAUAACAAGAAGUAUCUUUUCACGAAGGGUGCCGUCGAACGUGUGGUAGCUACCUGUGACAAUAUUACUGUUGGCACCAACACUCGGCCCCUGACCGAAAAAGAUAAAAUUGAUAUCCACUUGAACAUGGAGGCACUAGCUGGACAAGGCCUUCGCGUGCUCGCACUCGCCCACCGAAGUCUUGAUGACAGCAUAUCGAAGUCCCAGUUUGAAGAGGAAAACACCUCUACGGACCGUGACACUUUCGAACGCAACCUUACUUUCUGCGGCCUCAUUGGGAUUUACGACCCACCUCGCCCCGAGUCCCAGCCGAGUGUCAAAAUGUGCCAGCGUGCCGGUAUUGUUGUACACAUGCUCACUGGCGACCACCUUCAGACAGCCCGCGCUAUAGCUACGGAGGUAGGCAUCUUGCCAUCUCUAGAGAAAUACAAGAUGCUUCCCGCCGACAUGGCCCGAGCAAUGGUUACUUCUGCUCACGAGUUUGACGCCCUUACCGAUGCUCAGAUCGAUAAAUUACCGCAGUUACCCCUGGUAGUGGCAAGAUGUGCCCCCAGCACGAAGGUUCGCAUGAUCGAAGCACUUCAUCGCCGUGGCCAAUAUGUGGGCAUGACCGGUGAUGGUGUGAACGACAGCCCAAGUCUGAAGCGCGCUGAUAUUGGUAUCGCCAUGGGAUCUGGCUCAGAUGUUGCCAAAGAGUCUGCUGACAUUGUCCUGACUGAUGACAACUUUGCCUCAAUUCUGAAUGCCAUCGAGGAGGGUCGACGUAUCUUUGACAACAUCCAGAAGUUCAUUCUUCACGUUCUAGCGGCCAAUGUUGGAUUCGUGUGCGCUCUUCUUGCGGGUUUAGCUUUCAAGAACGCGUCUGGCGUCUCCGUUUUUCAGCUGUCGCCCGUGGAAAUUCUCAUCAUGUUACUGGCAACCGGUGCGUUUGUCGAAACUGGUCUUGGCUUCGAGAGAGCGGAUUCCGAUAUUCUUAAACGCCCGCCCCAAAACCUCAAAUACGGCGUUUUUACUCCCGAAUUUCUGAUUGACAUGAUCGUCUACGGCAUUAUUAUGGCAGGCUGCAUUCUCGGCUGUUUUACCAUCAUCAUUUUUGGCUUUUAUGAUGGUAACUUGGGCGUCGGUUGCAACAAUGCUUUUUCCAGCAGUUGCCUACCAGUCUUUCGCGCGCGAGCCGCCACUUACACGGCCAUGACUUGGGUUUUCGUAUUCUUCGCCUGGGAACUCAUCCACUUACGUCGCUCCCUGUUCUACAUGCCCAAGGGUUUCAAAGUCUGGGCGUCGCACCUGUGGAGCAAUAAGUUCUUGUUCUUCUCCGCUAUAGGAACCUUCUUCUUGGUCUUCCCUGCGCUGUACAUCCCUGGUUUGGAUCACGGCGUGUUCAUGCAUGACGGAAUUACCUGGGAGUGGGGUGUGGUGUUCAUUGAUGUGCUGGUGUUCAUGGUACUUUGUGAGACAUACAAGUGGGGGAAGAGGGUGUACUUCAGGCGGGAGGGCAUGACUGCAGAUGUCGGGUUUGCAGAUGAAGAGGAAUUAUCUGCAUAG